AUGUCCCAAGCCGAUGUUCCCUCUGCGACAUUAUACCGGGAGGCUGUGGCCUUGGCUAUCGGAACGAUAGUAUACACUACCGGGAGCGCGGCGGCAGCUGUCUUUACACAUAUACUGUAUAGGUUGAACGGGAAGCAGGUUGUUUGUUUGUCUCCCCUCCCCUUCCCCCUCCAUCCUUCCUCUCUACGGGACUAAUACGGGAUAGACGUAUCACUCCUCUCCCUCUCAAUAUUCCUCCAACAGAUCUUCACAAUAGCACACGAGAUUGUGAAUCUUGUGUUAUGGCCCACCUUGCAGAUGCAGGAAUACAAGGCCAAUCUGAGGGACUGGAGGAAUCCGAAUGCCAAUAUAGCGUACGACACUUCGCCGAAUGUUCUGGUCAAGGUUCUUUUCGCCAUUCGUGAUUACCCCCUGCUUCGCGCCCUGGAGGAAGGGUGGCUGACCUGUGGGGAAUGUCUUUAUAGGAUCCUACUUCUUCAACGUCGAGAGCUUACUGUUCUUCUUCUGGAGUCUGAUGCUCUUCGUCUCCGUCUGGGAGAUACAAAGCCGAAUGCUGAAGUGUGAUCGGUUCAUCGCGGGGUCGAAAUGGAUAUCCUUCCUACUCCCGGCCGUGCAGGCUAUUCUCUCAAACUUACCUCAGGUGAGGAAUAUUACAAUAUUACGUGUUGUCCUGUGUAAUUACACGGGUAUGCCUCCCCCCCCUCUAGUCAUCGCCACUCCCCGCAGUGCUGACACAUGAUAUCAGUUGUCACAACCUGCACCUUGGGCUCCAUAUUCCUCCUUCUAAUCCUCGCGCGCUGCAUGCAUGUAAUGUGGAACGCAAGCUGGACUCACAAGGUACAACAGUGGCGACCCUACGACCACAGCCACCACCCAUCCCCUUCUCAACCACGCCCGAAGACUGCCCACUCGACGACCUCCUCAACAAGCACCGCGACAACCAGUGACAACGAAGACCGCUUUAUCCUAGUCCGCUUCGUCGCGGGAUUCCUCGUGAUCGGCAGCAUGCAAACUGCAUUCCUGCUCGCGCAGUACUACUACGCUAAGGAUAUGAUAAAGCGCAGGUCCCCCUUCGCUGAGGAGCCACACUUGGGUAUGACAGCGAAGCAGCAGUUGGUGGACUGGGCUUACUUCCUCGCCUCCGGCUCGACCGGGUACCUCAUUCUCAUCGCGUUCGGUACCACCCGCGAGUCCAGGAGACAGGUGCGCCGCAUCGCUGCAAAGAUUAGAACCUUCUUGUGUGGCCGCAGGGAGAAGGAUGAGGAGUGGGUAUCGUUUAGGGCGGGCUCGGAGAGUCCUGGCGGUGAUGGUGGGUUCGCGGGUAACGGGAGUGGGGGGGGGGGGAUGAUAGUGAUAGUGACGGUGGUGAUUCGUAUGGGAGCGAUGGGGGGGGAGAGGAGGAGAGCUCUACCGCCGAGGCCCAUGACCUUUGUUAGCAGGGAUACUCCUCUGGGAAGUCCUGGCGAGUCUGCGGCGAGAGAGAGUCCGGCUGGGUUUUCCGUUGUGGAUUUGAGGACACCCGCAAGGAGUACGCAUCGGGAAGAGCAUGUAUAG
Tuber aestivum (summer truffle) is the source of this 1554-nucleotide messenger RNA. The record is from the annotation of a GenBank genome assembly. Lineage: Eukaryota; Fungi; Ascomycota; Pezizomycetes; Pezizales; Tuberaceae.